Molecule: messenger RNA, 4063 nt
Organism: Thermothielavioides terrestris NRRL 8126
Lineage: Eukaryota; Fungi; Ascomycota; Sordariomycetes; Sordariales; Chaetomiaceae
Exons: 3
Coding region: 178-3702 (1174 amino acids)
Biological process (GO): L-lysine biosynthetic process
Molecular function (GO): phosphopantetheine binding; L-aminoadipate-semialdehyde dehydrogenase [NAD(P)+] activity
Source: RefSeq, a predicted model, not a curated record
UUUACGCAGUAGGCCCCGUUGUCGGAGCUCAGGUCCUGUCCUGCCGCCAACAGUUUGAGUCACUGUGCCGACUUGAGCAAAACUUGCACCCCAUUGUCGAAGACGCCCGCGUCCCGUCCCGUUGUCAACCGCUUCGUGCUCGGGACCCUGACCUGUACACCUGAACCAUCCUCGACAAUGGCCCAAAUACCGGACCCCACGGUCGACCUCGACUGGUCGGGCUACGUGGGCUCGAUCCAGGAGCAUUUCCGCGCUCAGGCCGAGGCCCACCCCGAGCGCACCUGCGUCGUCGAGACGCGGUCGUCCACGACCCCCGAGAGGAGGUUUACCUACCGCCAGAUCUACGAGGCUGCCAACACGCUGGCCUGGUAUCUGCACAAUGCCGGCGUCACCAAUGGCGACGUGGUCAUGAUCUGGGCCCACCGCUCCGUCGACCUGGUCGUUGCUUUGAUGGGCAUUCUGGCUUCUGGCGCCACCAUGACCGUUCUCGACCCCGCCUACCCGCCCGCGCGGCAGCAAAUCUACCUCGAAGUCUCCCAGCCCCGCGCCCUGCUGCGGAUCGGCCGAGCCACAGACGAGAACGGCCCCCUUGCGCCCCUGGUCCAGAAGUACAUCGAUGACGAGUUGCAACUGAAGACGGACGUCCCCGACCUCCGGCUGCGCGACGACGGUAUUCUCUACGGCGGCGAAGUGGGUGGCCAAGACAUCUUCGCCAGCGUGAGGCAGCUCGCUUCUUCGCCCCCAGAUGUCAUUGUUGGCCCCGACUCGAAUCCCACGCUCUCCUUCACCUCCGGAAGCGAGGGCCGACCGAAGGGCGUUCUGGGCCGGCACUUUAGCUUAGUGAAGUACUUCGGCUGGAUGGCUGAGCGCUUCAACCUCUCCUCCGAGAGCAGGUACACGCUGCUGUCUGGCAUUGCUCACGACCCCGUGCAGCGCGACAUUUUCACUCCACUCUUCCUCGGCGCCCAGCUCCUGGUCCCUUCCAGGGAAGAUAUCCAGCACGAGAAGCUUGCCGAAUGGAUGCGAGAGCACAAGCCCACCGUCACCCAUCUCACUCCCGCCAUGGGGCAGAUCCUGAUUGGUGGCGCCACAGCAGAAUUUCCCAGCCUGGAGCACGUCUUCUUCGUUGGAGAUGUUUUGACCACGAGAGAUUGCCGGGCCCUCCGGCGGCUCGCGGUCAAUGCCAACAUCAUCAAUAUGUACGGCACGACCGAGACUCAGAGAGCAGUCAGCUACUACGAGAUCCCGAGCCGAGCGCGGGAUCCCGACUUCCUCGACAGGCUUAAGGACACCGUGCCUGCCGGCAAGGGCAUGCAGAACGUCCAGCUGCUGGUCAUCAACCGGGAGAACCGGACCGAGCUGUGUAAGGUGGGCGAGGUGGGCGAGAUCUUCGUUCGCGCUGCCGGCCUUGCUGAGGGAUAUCUUGGGGACCAGGCACUGAACGAGCAGAAGUUCCUGAUGAACUGGUUCGUCGACAACCAGAAGUGGGUGGAAGCCGACCAGAAGAUCAACAAGGGCGAGCCGUGGCGACGAUACUACAAGGGACCCAGAGAUAGGUUGUACCGUACGGGCGACCUUGGAAGGUACCUGGAGUCCGGCGAUGUCGAGUGCGUCGGGCGGGCCGACGACCAGGUCAAGAUCCGCGGCUUCCGCAUUGAGUUGAACGACAUCGACAGCAACCUCAGCCAAAACCCGCUCAUCCGGGACUGCAAGACGCUCGUCCGCAGAGAUCGGAACGAAGAGCCGACCCUCGUCAGCUAUAUCGUUCCCGAAAGCAAGGAAUGGCAACGGUGGCUUGCCGACCGCGGGCUGGCCGACGUAGAAGAUGAGGGUGUCGAGAUGGGUCCCGUAACCGUUUUCCUCAAGAAGUACAGGAGGAUGCAGACCGAGGUGCGAGAUCACCUGAAGACGCGGCUGCCCACGUAUGCGGUGCCGACCAUCUACAUCGUCCUCAACAAGCUGCCGCUGAACCCGAACGGCAAGGUAGACAAGCCCAACCUUCCAUUCCCCGACGUGGCCGAGCGUGUCGAGGAUGCGUCAGAGGACGACAUCAAGAGCUGGGAGUCUCUGACGGAAACGGAGCGCACCGUGGCUCAGCUGUGGGCCGAUGUCAUUCGCGGUCUCAACCCCAAGACUAUCAGGAGGGAUAAUGGCUUCUUCGAUCUCGGAGGGCACAGUUUACUGGCCCAACAAUUCCUCUUGACAGUCCGCAAGAGUCUAGGCACCGACGUCCCUAUCACUACGCUCUAUGAGCACCCUAGUCUGGCUGGAUUUAGCGCCCAGGUCGACAAGCUGCGAAGCCACGACACUAGCGCUGUAGGACCCGAGGCUGGUGAGGCUGCUUACGCCAAAUCUCUCGACGAGCUGCUGAACCAGCUCCCGGAGAAGUACCAGUCCGCCGAUCCGGAGGCUCUUGCCUCAGCUGAGCAGCUCACCGUCUUUCUCACUGGUGCCACCGGUUUCCUCGGUUCGUACCUUGUGCAGGACAUCCUCAACCGGACUGCCCGGAGUGUCAAGCUUAUCUCCCACGUCCGUGGGGUGAAGGACGCGUUGGCGGCCUUGGCACGACUGAAACGAUCACUUCAGGGUUACGGGCUGUGGAAGGAUGAAUGGGCCGGAAGGCUGAGUGCUGUCGUCGGUGACCUGUCCAAGCCCCAGCUGGGUAUCGACGACGCCACCUGGCAGAGCCUUGCGCAGGAGGUCGAUGUGGUGAUCCACAACGGUGCCAUUGUCCAUUGGGUCAGGAGAUACCAAGACAUGAUGGCAGCCAACGUGCUCUCCACCGUCGACGCCAUGAGGCUCUGCAACGAAGGGAAGCCUAAGACGUUCUGCUUUGUGAGCUCGACCAGUGUCCUCGACACGGACUACUACAUUGAGCUUUCCGAGAAGCAAACAAGAACCGGCCAGGGCGCUAUUAUGGAGGAGGACGACUUGAACGGAAGUCGCACUGGUCUCGGCACCGGCUACGGCCAGACCAAGUGGGUAUCAGAGCAGCUUGUCAGGGAAGCCGGCAAGCGCGGCCUGCUCGGCUCCGUCGUCCGGCCAGGUUACGUCCUGGGCGACUCCGAAACGGGCGUCUCCAAUGUCGAUGACUUCCUGAUUCGCAUGCUCAAGGGCUGCAUCCAGCUCUCGGCGCGGCCGCACAUCAUCAACACGGUCAACGCGGUGCCGGUCAACCACGUGGCGCGCGUCGUGGUCGCGGCCGCGCUGAACCCGCUGCCGGCCGGCGGCGUGCAUGUCGUGCACGUCACGGCGCACCCGCGCCUGCGCAUGAGCGAGUUCCUCUCGAUCCUCGAGUACUACGGCUACACGGCGCCCGAGGUCAGCUACGACGCGUGGAAGGCGGAGCUCGAGCGCUUCGUCUCGGCCGGCGCGCUCGAGAAGGACCAGGAGCAGCAUGCGCUCAUGCCGCUGUACCACUUCUGCAUGAACGACCUGCCCGCCAACACGCGCGCGCCCGAGAUGGACGACCGCAACGCCGUCGCCGUGCUGAAGGCGGACGCGGACCGCUGGACCGGCGUGGACGACAGCACGGGCCAUGGCAUCGGCAGGGACGACGUCGGCCGGUAUCUGGCCUACCUGGUCGAGAUCAAGUUUGUGAGCAGGCCCACCGGGAGGGGCAGGCCGCUGCCGGCGUUGAAGCCGGAGGUGUUGGCUGCGCUGGCGGUCGGCGGGACGGGUGGGCGUGGUGGUGCUCAUUAGAAAGGUGUGCGUGGUCUGAAACGGAGGGGAGGGUUAAGAAGAUAAAAGCGUGGUUUUGUUAGAUGAAGUAGAUCUCUCGCAACGUUGAGUACUGGGUAGAGACAAUGUAUGGACAGAUAUAGCGAUGGAAAACUGUGUUCCUGCCUGCUCGGUUCUUUUCCUGUCUUGUUUGGCUAUGCAAAGUGGCCUGGCCAAGACAUGUUAUAGCUCCAGUCCUUCAAUGGCUUGAGCUUCGUGGGUUGUAGGCAUUCAAGGACCGCUUAGCCUGCUCCAAUGAUUCCCUAAUCGAGCGCAGGUGCUUACAAUCUCCGUCAAAGUAGUUUCUUGUUGGCACACUCAACUCAGAAGAAACCCUUUUCUG